UUAUGUUUUCCCGCGGAAUAUAAACGAACAUCACAACGAAUCUCUUCUAUCAUCACUAGAAAAAUAUUUCAUAUAAAAUGGCUUCAUUAGGCGAUAGAAUAAUUGUUUUAAUCGAUAUGGAUUGUUUUUUCUGUCAGGUUGAAUCACGAUUGCAGCCAGAACUACAAGGUAAACCGGUUGCAGUGGUACAAUACAAUCAGUGGAGAUCAGGAGGUAUAAUAGCUGUCAAUUAUGAAGCAAGAGAUUUUGGAGUUACUCGACACAUGAGAGGGAAAGAAGCUAAAGAAAAGUGUCCGGAUAUUGUACUUGUCAGUGUCCCAUCAGUUCGUGGAAAAGCCGAUACGUCCAAGUAUCGAUGUGCCGGCAGAGAAGUAAUAGAUGUUUUGAAAAAACAUUGCUCCAUAAUAGAGCGUGCUAGCGUGGAUGAAGCAUAUCUAGAUAUAACCGAGUUGGUAGAGAAGAGAAUAUCCAGUCACACUUUGCAGAAAAAUUUAAUGAAUGCAUUGACAAAUACAUAUGUGGUUAGUUAUUGUGAAAAUGACAACAACAACGAAGAACAAAGAAUUAAUGGAAUUGAGAAAUGGCUGGAUGAGACGUACGGAGAGGUUGGAGACGAGCAGGCAAGAAAAUUAGCCAUAGCUGGAGUUAUUGUGGAAGAAUUACGAGCUGAAAUCUUUGCUACCUGCAAAUUCAGAUGUUCCGCUGGAAUCUCGUACAACAAAAUAUUGGCGAAGCUUGCAUGUGGCCUUCACAAACCAAAUAGACAAACAAUACUGCCUUCAAGUGCAGUUCCCUCCCUUUUUGCAACUUUACCGAUCAAAAAGGUUCGAAAUCUCGGCGGAAAAUUUGGAAAUAUUAUUACGGAGUCGUUGGGAUGUAACGUUAUGGCUGACCUUACUCGUUUUUCCUUGCAAGACCUCCAAAAACGUUUCGACGAAAAAACAGGAUCUUGGCUAUACAACAUUGCAAGGGGCAUUGAUAAUGAAUCUGUGGUAACAAGGCUCGUUUGUAAAUCAAUCGGUGCCAGCAAGAAUUUUCCCGGAAAGCAGGCAAUAGUUAAGCUCGAAAUGUUGAAGCAUUGGGUGAACGAACUAGCGAUCGACGUAAGCGAUCGUCUUGAGCAAGAUCGCGAAGAGAAUGAGCGUCGAGCAACAACGUUGACUGUCAGCUUUUCUCAUUAUGAGGAUCGCAAAGUAAUUUCACAAUCGCGCACUUGUCCAUUGAAAUCUUAUAAGUCAGAAAAAAUUGCGAGUCAGUGUAUCGAUAUUUUGAUAAAAUCAACCCAGAAACCCAUCGUCAACAUAUCAAUAGCUGCAGGAAAAUUUAUACCGGCCAAAGGUAGCGGAAAUUUCGUGAAUUUCUUCAAGAGUAACGGACAGAAUUCUAAACCGAAAGACAAAACCACUCCAUAUCGCGUUACCGUAAAUUCUAUCGAUGUCGAAUGCAAAAACGAUGUUUUAGCCUCCAAAGAGAUGGAGAACUUGACAGCAACAGAGAAUCCUAAAAAAAUAGUCGCACCUUUUUUUUCGAAAGAAAUUGAGAAUCGUGGAAAAAAAAAGGUGAUGGACGAGCCCAUUUCACCAAGUACAGCGAUUCUUGGCAGUGAACAAUCAAAAAAAGCUUUGAAUCGUGAAAACCUCAAAAAUUCUUUUUUCAUGAAUUUUUUGAAAGACUCGAAACCAGAAAUCAGUCAGGAUCCAUCAAAAAACGACCUGCCAAUGGAUGUGAAAGAUUCGAUUCUUGCAACGAUAGAACAAAGUCCGGUAGAAGAAAAAAAUUCCCACAAGGUCGAUAAUCAACGUGUGGAAAAAAAUACGAAACUCCAAGAAGUCGAUCUUCUUUCGCAGUUGCACGAAAUCUUCCCUGACCUCGACAAUAUAGAUCGAAGCGUGGUUCAAUUACUACCGAUGGAACUACAACAAUUUGCGAAUUCGUACUUGAAGACAAAAUCUAGUCAAAAAGUUCGACAACCGGUUAAAAAUGUGGCUAAAAUUGGUAAAUCAAAAUCCACUAAAUCAAAAACUAUUCCUAAAGCAAAUUCGUUACAAAAUUUCUUCGUCAAAACGGACUCCACUCUCACUGACGAACCGAAUUUGAAAAAAUGCUCUGAAUGCAGUCUAAUGAUAAAAAUUGAUAAAUAUACCGAACAUUUGGAUUUCCAUGUGGCUAAAAAUUUGCACCGGGAGAUGAAUCGCGUUGAUUCAUCGGGUUCAUCGGUAGAACUUAUUUCUUCGAAAAGGCGAAGAUCCGACGAAAGCCCCACGACAACUACUAAAAAAGUCAAAGGCAUAUCGACUUUUUUUGAUAGAUAGUCAAAUUUAUUUCAAAUAUGAAAAUGGACAUUCAAUAAGUAUUUUUAUCGAAAUUAAAAAAAAAAAAAAAAAAAAAA
Molecule: messenger RNA, 2389 nt
Organism: Venturia canescens
Lineage: Eukaryota; Metazoa; Arthropoda; Insecta; Hymenoptera; Ichneumonidae
Gene: DNApol-eta
Product: DNA polymerase eta
Exons: 7
Coding region: 78-2312 (744 amino acids)
Biological process (GO): response to radiation; error-prone translesion synthesis
Cellular component (GO): site of double-strand break; replication fork; nucleus
Molecular function (GO): DNA-directed DNA polymerase activity; damaged DNA binding
Source: RefSeq, a predicted model, not a curated record